AUGACUGAGCCGUUUGAGUGCUUUGAAGACAUGGAGACGCUUGCGCUGGGCCUCUUCUGCUGCUGGUGCCAGGAUCGACGGACAAACGCGUGGCUCAACAACCGGCCUGCGGCGUUUAUGGACUACGGCUGUGGCGUCUGCUGGUUCCUCCUCGACUUUUUCUCGUCGGGCUUCUGCCUCCCGCUCCACUGCAUCUCUGAGCUGAUGAACCGGGCCCGGAUCAAGAACCGCUACCUCAUCGGGUACAACGGCAACACCUCGCUUGGCCUCUCCGACUACGCCGUCGUCUGCUGCUGCCUCCCCUGCGCCAACUGCCAGCAUGCCCGCGAGCUCAUCCUCCGCGGCGACGAUGUGCUUCCUGCCAACGUCAUCAGCCCGCAGCGGCCAGCGCAGGCCUCUUAUCCUGCCUCUCCGACCCAGCACAACGUCCAGCGCCAGCACGGCCAGCCUGUCCAGGGCCAGCCGGUGCAGGCGCAAUACAAGGUUGUGGAUGUGCUGGGGAUGGUCAUGGUGGAUGUGGAUGUGCUGGGGAUGGUCAUGGUGGAUGUGGAUGUGCUGGGGAUGGUCAUGAUGGUUGUGGAUGUGCUGGGGAUGGUCAUGGUGGAUGUGGAUGUGCUGGGGAUGGUCAUGGUGGAUGAAGAGUCUGAGCGCGAGGCCGAGCGCGUUCGCAAGUACGAGGCCGAAGGCCGCGACGAGUACGAUGUGAACAAGCAGAAGGCCGUCGCUGCCGAGUCGCACAUGAUGAUCGCAGAUUGCAUCAAGCGGCUCACCGCAGCUGUCGAGGACCUCGAGGAGGUCAUGGAGACCCAGGCAGUCGACCCGGCGUCGUCCGAGGACGCCGGCGCCGCGGUCGCCGCCGCCAACGACGCUCUGCAGGCGAGUAAGGCCCUCCUCGCUGAGCACGACUCGCCCGACGCGUAA
Molecule: messenger RNA, 921 nt
Organism: Thecamonas trahens ATCC 50062
Lineage: Eukaryota; Apusomonadida; Apusomonadidae
Exons: 3
Coding region: 1-921 (306 amino acids)
Biological process (GO): tubulin complex assembly; post-chaperonin tubulin folding pathway
Cellular component (GO): microtubule cytoskeleton; cytosol
Molecular function (GO): beta-tubulin binding
Source: RefSeq, a predicted model, not a curated record